Molecule: messenger RNA, 3004 nt
Organism: Cydia splendana
Lineage: Eukaryota; Metazoa; Arthropoda; Insecta; Lepidoptera; Tortricidae
Exons: 8
Coding region: 115-1251 (378 amino acids)
Biological process (GO): L-threonine catabolic process; glycine biosynthetic process
Cellular component (GO): cytosol
Molecular function (GO): L-allo-threonine aldolase activity
Source: RefSeq, a predicted model, not a curated record
UUUAGUUUUGAUCUCAACUGAAGUCAGUCGGUUGAUACAGAGUUCAGUCGACCGGCAUCAAGUUCGGUUAUUUCACUUAUUUCACGUUCCAGAAUUUGAACAGUUCAUUUCACAAUGGCGUACAUAGUAGAUAUGCGUUCGGACACCGUAACAAAGCCUACCAAGGCGAUGAAACAUGCUAUGGUGAAUUCUGCUUUGGGAGAUGAUGUUUUUGGAGAGGACCCAACGGUCAACGCCUUAGAAAGUAAGAUAGCGGCUUUGAUGGGGAAGCCUGCAGCGUUGUUUGUGCCUUCUGGUACCAUGUCCAAUUUGAUUGCGAUCAUGGUGCAUUGCAAUAAGCGAGGCACAGAAGUCAUUGUUGGAGACAAGGCACACAUUUACAAAUAUGAACAAGGCGGUGCAGCACACGUCGGCGGCUGCCUGUUAUCCACAAUGGAGAACAAUCCCGACGGCACCUUCGACCUGGAGAAGAUGGAGAAGCGCAUCCGAGGCACCGACAUACACGAGCCAAUCACAUCGCUCGUCUGCAUUGAGAACACGCAUAACGUUUGUGGCGGGAAGGUGCUGCCCAUGAAAUGGCUUGAUGAGCUGUCUGUCAUCUGCAAGAAACAUUCAUUACCUAUACAUGUGGAUGGAGCCCGCAUCUUCAACGCGGCAGCAUACCUGAACGUCCCCGUGAAAGAAGUAGUCAAGCACUGCGACAGCAUAUCCGUGUGUUUCAGCAAAGGCUUGAGCUGUCCGGUCGGCUCAGCGCUAGUGGGCUCCGUACAUUUCAUUGAACAAGCGCGACGCGUCCGAAAAAUGUUAGGAGGCGGCAUGCGACAAGCCGGAGUGUUGGCGGCGUGUGCACUCGUGGCGCUCGAUGAAAUUGUUCCGCAACUGGAGCUGGAUCACAAACGCGCCAACAGAAUGGCUAAAGUAAUCGAAGGCAUGUUUCUCAAAUGUUUCACCGUGGACGUCCAGAACCAACACACCAACAUAGUUCUCGUGCGACUCACACCAAAAUGUCCCGUCGGAGCGGGAAGGGUCGUACAGAGGUUAGCGCAAGUUUCGCUGCAGGAGACUCAGGGCGACUGCAAAACCGCGAACGACGAAGGCGUGAUACUGAAAAGCAUCAUCUUCGACGACCAAACUAUUCGCUUUACACUCCACAACGGAAUAACAGAUGAGGACCUGUGGCUAGCCAUCAUGAAGAUCACAUACGUGUUCAAGGAGAUUGAGGCGGAGGCGGGGAAGGCUACUAAAAUUUAGAACGUUUACCUAUGGGCCAAGCAAUAAGAAGGUAUAGAGGGAAAUGCUAGGAUCACAAUUUUUGACUCCGUAACUUUAUUCGGACUAGUUAGGAGGUGAACAUAUCAAAAGUCCCCGGCCAUAGCCCCGGUGCUGGGUGGUAGACGGGGGUAAGAAGGUCAAAUUUUUCGGUUUUUCACUUAUAUCUUGGAAACUUUGCGUCCCCCCAGCACCGAGGCUACGACCGGGGACUUUUGAUAUGUUCACCUCCUAACCUAACUAGUCCAAACAAAGUUACCGAGUCAAAAAUUGUGUUCCAAGCAUUUCCCUCUACAACUUGCAUUCAUUUCGUGACCUACUAUGGACAAAGAGAAUAAAUAGUAUAGAGGGGUCCUGUAAUAGUAAAUUUGUCUGUCAUUUGUCUCAUGUCUUUGCUAUGGACAGUUGCGGAUUUGUAGUCUUUGCCGCCCUAGGCCACAGGCCCUGUAGCCGCCCCUUUCUCAGCACCGAUCAUAUUUACUACAUUUUUAAUUAUUUCUUGUUAUCAUCAGCGAAUUUUUGACACAAUUUGCCGCCCAUAAAUAAAAACCUUGGUUCUUCCAAUAAUUGGUUCUUUCUCUCUUUCUAAAUCUUAUAGAACAAAACUAGAGACUGGUAAAACCCCAUUGAUAUAAUGCAUGACUACCUAGGAUCACAAUAAAAAUAAAAACAUUUUUUGUCAUAACUCAUUAUCAAUCGGCGAACUCAUUAAUGUCAAAUACGGCGCAGGUAUAGCGAUAGCAAUACAAAAUUUGGUUCUAUACAACAGGGGUCUCCAAACUUUUUAACCUGACGCCAUAUUGCGCCUCAGAAACCUUGGCGCGGCGCGCCACCGUCGGGGCGCCGGGGAGGGGGGAUGUGUCUGGUUGCUGCUGUUAGCGCCGAACCCCUGGAGCCUGCCUCCCGCGGGCCGGACGCUAACGCGUCGCGGGCAGGGGUUUGGAGACCCCUGCUAUACAAGAAAAUGGUUUGGUAACGGAUUUGAUGCAACCGACUUUUGCGGACCAGUAACGUCUAGGUUUUUGCUGUUAACCUUUUACCAGGCUGACAAUUCAAAAAUGAUCAUCGAAUUACAGUCUUGCAUCGAAAAUAGAACACAUGUGGGAAAUAUAUAUCCCUUAGCCUGGUAAAGGGUUAAUGCGUCUUGCAAUUGGAAUCUCUUGCAAUAUUGGUUUAUAGUACAAACCAACACAUUGACUAGUAUUUGUAAACCUUAAAACUCGACUAAGAUUGCGUUUUCAAUAUGCUUUGCAAAAAUACCAAAGCAUUUAAAAAGCAAGCAAGUAAGUUUAACCAUAUUUAACGGGUUAGCACUGAUUGACUAGCACGAUAUCUUUUUGCGGAUUAGCAAAGUAAUAUUUUGGUAUUCAUUAAAUACUAAAGCAUUUAUUUCGGAUUAUGUUAGGCGAUAUAUUUCUUUUAUGUUAAACAAUAAUAAUUGGUUAGAUUAUAUAUGAAGGUUAAUUCGCCAGUAACUGGCCGGUUUUAGUAACUGGCCGCCCUAAACUAAAAAUGAAUUGUAUUCACCUAUAAACAGAAUUUAUUUUAGUAUAAGGCGGCUAGUUAUUGAAGGCUGGCCAGUUAUUGAAACCUUAUACUAAAAUAAACUCUGUUUAUAGGUAAAUAGAAUUCAUUUGGUGGCCAAUUACUAACAGUGGCCAGUUACGGGCGAAUUACCCUAGUUAAUUAUUAAUUACGCUCGAAAAAAAUACUAGUAACAUUGUGGCAGACAAUU